ACAGGUUCUGCGAAGGUUAACGUGAGGACCCAUUCUUAUUGCUCUCCAAUCGUUGCUCUCAAUGCCGACGGGCGCUUUUCAUACCGUGGCAGUGCUGGCUGUGCUGUUCGGCGCGCUGGCACUGACACGGUAUCACUUCCAGCACGAGAGUGAAAUCUCUCUCAACACGACCGUAAGGCAGAUCCCACGCCAGAAUGCAUCGACAUCAUAUGCAUUCCCUGCUCAUACGCUUCCAUGAAUGCAGAUCACCCUUAAUGAUAGAAACAUGGCUGGCAAUUUCGAAGUCCAGAAGUCAGUGCAUGCACAGCCACAGCCGUCCAACACAGACGACGGGGCGCGCAGUGCAGCGGAUAAGGCGGGUUCGGGUGAUGGAGAAGGUAGCGGGGCAGUGGGGGAGGUGGCGAGGUUUGCGGAUGCGGCCGGCCGUUCGGUGGACCCAGGCAUCGAGGAUGUGUACGUGCCUCUGGUGCCCAUGACCUCCCCAGCAGACGACAGCCAUGCCAGCAGCGAUCGUGGGGAGCGGCGUGAGGCGAGCGGGCACUACCUGUUCUCCAAGCAGUACCAGCAAGGCUGCGAGGGCUGCCCGGGGUGCUUCCCAGCACUCGGAGUGGGCCUGGGUGCGGGUGUGGAUGUGGGAGCCGCCAACCCCCCCUACUGUCCAUACCCCUCAGUCAACAGCAAGAAGUCCCUCCCGCUGCUCAACCCACUGGUGGCGCAUCGGCUGUGGGCGAGGUCGGGGGCCGAGGGCAACGUGAGCUCAUCCGACGAAGGCCGCAAGGACUCAGACAUGCCGCCCCCCAGCUUCCUGCACAUCUGCCGCAACUUCCAGCAGCCCUUCCACUCACACGCACUCGCACGGUGUGCCCCCCGGAAGCACAAGGCUCGUUCCAAGAGCGGCAAGCCGAAGGUCAGGCGCGAGAUGGAGCUGGAGGACCCCGUGGAGAUCAGUGGCGAUCUGAUCCAGGCCAAGGCGCGUCAUGCAGCAGACAUGGCGGGGCGGCUGCAGGCGGGGGACCACGACGAGAGUGCCCUUCUGAUGGGUGCUGUCAAGGAGGAGGCAGUGGAGGGGGCGAUGGGUGAUGGGGGCAGGGCGGAGCAGCGCACACGGCGCAAGAGCAAGAGGGCAGUGGCCGAGGGGGACGAAUGGGCGGUGGAGGGAGGAGGACCAAACGCCAUACAGCAGGUCAGCGAUCACCCACAGGCAAACGAAAGGAAACACAGCCAGAUGGAUGCACGCGUGUGUGUGUGUGUUUGUCGCCUGUUCAGAUUGAUCAUUCCUUGGGUCUGCACCGCAGCGAGACCACAGACACCUCUGCAGACCCCAUAGCCGUGGAUGGGCGAGUGGAGGGCCAGGAGCAGCACACGGCCGCAUCUCGCGACACUCUCAUCCUCAAGUCGGCUUCCUCUUUCGAAGUCCAGAUGUCGGUGCAUGCACAGCCACAGCCGUCCAACGCUGACGACGGGUCGCGCAGUGCAGCGGAUAAGGCGGGUGCGGGUGAUGGAGAAGGUAGCGGGGCAGCGGGGGAGGUGGCGAGGUUUGCGGAUGCGGCCGGCCGUUCGGUGGACCCGGGCAUCGAGGACGUGUACGUGCCUCUGGUGCCCAUGACCUCCCCAGCAGACGACAGCCAUGCCAACACCGAUCGUGGGGAGCGGCGUGAGGCGAGCGGUGCCAAGGUACGGAUGGAUGCGAUGUCCGUACUCAUUUCUCGAUGAAUUCGUCUUUCUCUGGUUGUGUACCGUGUGGGUGCAUCAGUCUAUGAGCUGGCUCGAGAGGCAUUUCGGGACAUAUUUCGGGCCAUCAAGAAUCUCACUGAAGCGGUAAGCAGGCAGACGGGACUGGAUGGGAUGAGCACUCACUCGUGGCACUUCCUCUGUGUUUGUGUCAGGGCCGUGGAGCGUGCCAAGCGAUGGGCCAAGGAGGAGAUUGUGGUGUUCACGCCGCCUCCUGCAGCAGCUGCAGUCACCGACCAGACGGCGGACCAUUCGCAUCUGGCCGACAUCGAGGCGACAGCGGGCAACAACAAGCGAGCACGAGCCGAGGGCGAAGCUGCCGAGCCAGCCAAGAAGGCGAAAGGAGAGCCCCCAGCGGCGGCAGCGCAGCACCUGCUGGCAGCACUGCUGCAGCAUCGGCUGCACAGCCAUCUCAGCUGA
Molecule: messenger RNA, 2151 nt
Organism: Vitrella brassicaformis
Lineage: Eukaryota; Vitrellaceae
Source: the annotation of a GenBank genome assembly